Molecule: messenger RNA, 333 nt
Organism: Pleurotus ostreatus (oyster mushroom)
Lineage: Eukaryota; Fungi; Basidiomycota; Agaricomycetes; Agaricales; Pleurotaceae
Exons: 6
Coding region: 1-333 (110 amino acids)
Biological process (GO): mRNA splicing, via spliceosome
Cellular component (GO): catalytic step 2 spliceosome; U12-type spliceosomal complex; precatalytic spliceosome
Source: RefSeq, a predicted model, not a curated record
AUGUCCAAGCAUCAUCCAGAUCUUAUUAUGUGUAGGCGCCAACCUGGCAUAGCCAUCGGUCGUCUUUGUGAGAAGUGCGACGGCAAGUGCCCUGUCUGUGAUUCAUAUGUCCGGCCUGAAACUCUGGUGCGAAUAUGCGACGAGUGUAACUUUGGUACAUACGGUGGACGCUGUAUCAUCUGUGGUGCACCAGGUAUUUCCGAUGCGUAUUAUUGCUCUGAGUGCACCAGACUCGAAAAGGACCGUGAUGGCUGCCCUAAGAUCGUCAAUCUAGGUGCAAGUCGGACAGAUCUAUUCUACGAGCGUCGUCGUCUUGGCUUCAAAAAGGGUUGA